Gaeumannomyces tritici R3-111a-1 is the source of this 1725-nucleotide messenger RNA. RefSeq lists its product as hypothetical. The record is from RefSeq and is a predicted model, not a curated record. The coding region runs from base 4 to 1725 and encodes 573 amino acids. Gene Ontology annotation, molecular function: protein binding. The transcript is spliced from 2 exons. Lineage: Eukaryota; Fungi; Ascomycota; Sordariomycetes; Magnaporthales; Magnaporthaceae.
AGCAUGGAUGUUGUCCAGCUGGUGCUGCAAAAAGAGCCAAAAUUCGAUGCACCACCGGCGCGGAUCGAAAGAAACCUCAAUACCCUGACAACUCCGCUAGCCGAGGCUAUAUACUCGCGGAACGAAGAGUCCAUUCGCAUCUGCGAGAGCGGCGGCUCGCCAGACAGCCUAGAGCAGCCUACCCACUUCAGCCUUGCCAUCAUUGCCGCAGCCUCUUGUGGCAACAAUGAAUACGUUUGCAAGAUGCUCGGAUCCAAGCAUCCCAAGCUCGCCGCCGACAUAUACAAAGCGCUCCGCUGCGCGAUCGACGGCGGGCACGACGGCGCGAGCCUGGAACUGAUCCAGGCCGAGGCGAGCGCCGGAUCACAAUUCUUGCCGUACAGCAGGGACGGCAGAGGCCGAAGUCCCCUCUUCGCGGCUGUGUUUCGGCGCAACCGACGCCUUACCGACAAGAUUCUGGAUCUUGGAAGCUUCCGAGCAGACUUCAACUCGGAAGCACAACGGACUGUGGACGGAAAGGUGGUUUUUACAGCAUUGUGGCAGGAGCUGAUUGCGUGGGGAGACAGAGAACUCAUCCUCAAGGCAAAGCAAGCUUUUCCAACCACGUCUACGGACGAAGAAUCCUACGAGGUGAGCCCAAGCCGGGUUGACGGCGACAUGUUGACGUUUCUGGUCGAACACGGGGUGGUUGGGCCGCGCGGCCUCACCAAACACCUCAAGGCAGCAAUCUGGCACCGAGACGACAGUUUGAUGGAGAUUUCUAUUGACCUGGGGGCCAACCCGGUUGACGACGGCAUCCUGCUUGCUGCCACGCGCAACUACCCAGAAGCUUUGCCUCUCCUCCUCGGCAAAGUCCCCAAGGCUGUUCUGACAUAUCUAUCCAAGUCUAUGGAUCGCCACCAGCCUGCCGGCAUCAAAGCCAUAGACGAGGCUAUCAUGCAAGGGCCAGCAGGGCUAAAAGCACUCACCCACCUACUCGAAUCAGGAAUUGUGCACAUGCCGACGAUGCUAGCAUAUUACCACGCGCCGGGCUUGAAACACUGGCGUGGCAUGUCAAACUUUUUCGGGGUGGCGAUCGGCACGGCACACGGGUACUACGACGAUAGCGAGGGCGACGAUGGCGAGGACGACGAUGGCGAGGCUGAAGGUGUCGAAUUCCCCAUCGUAACCUACCUGCUCAAGAUCGGUUGCGACCCAGACAUGGUCGUCUACGUUGACGAAUCCGAUCUCAUGGCCCGCACGGCGCUUCUGAUGGCGAUCGAGAGCGAAGACGAAGACCUGGUCGAGCUCAUGCUGAACCACGGCGCCACGGCCAACAAGGCGGCCGACCUCGGCCUGCGCUGGACGCCUCUGCAAAAGGCGGCAGAGCUGGGACUGCCGCGCGUGGUGCGCAUGCUUCUUGACCGGGGCGCCGACGUGAACGCCCCCGCGCCGGUGCGGGCAGGGGGCACGGCGCUACAGCUGGCGGCCAUCUCGGGCAACUGCGCCAUCGCGGGCGAGCUGCUCGAGGCUGGGGCGGACCUGCAGGCCAGCCCCUCGCUGAUCGAGGGCCGCUCGCCGCUCGAGGGCGCGGCGGAGCACGGCAGGACAAACAUGGUCGAGCUGCUGUGGGAAUUUGGGAACGGCUGCUUUGACGACACCAUGUGCGAGCGAGCGAUGGGGCUGGCCAGGGAAAACGGAGCUCAUUGCGAGCCUGGUGGCCAAACGCGCGCAAGACCCCUUUGA